Fusarium musae is the source of this 948-nucleotide messenger RNA. RefSeq lists its product as uncharacterized. The transcript is spliced from 2 exons. Bases 1 to 948 code for a protein of 315 amino acids. NCBI's taxonomy places the organism in Eukaryota, Fungi, Ascomycota, Sordariomycetes, Hypocreales, Nectriaceae. The record is from RefSeq and is a predicted model, not a curated record.
AUGGCCAUUACAGGAGGAGGCGUUGUUCUCGAGAUAGGCGCAAAUGUCACCACCGUCUCACCAGGCGACAAAGUCCUUCUAUCCUUCUCAUCAUGUGGUUCGUGUCCUGGAUGCAAAUCAGACCACCCAGCGUAUUGCUACAGCUUCAACGAUUACAACUUCAGUGGUAAACGCCCAGACGGGUCAGCUGCCAUGUCGAUCAUGGAAGAUGGGAAGAAGCUACCAUGUUACAGCACCUUCUUCGGCCAAAGCUCCUUUGCGGCGCGAACAAUUGUUCAUCGAUCGAGUAUUGUCAAGGUCCCUCAACAAACACCACUGGACCUCUUUGCGCCGCUAGGAUGCGGUAUACAGACAGGCGUUGGUGCUGUGUUCAACACCCUAGACGUCAAGCCUGGUAGCUCCAUCGCGAUUUUCGGCGUUGGCUCUGUUGGCUUGGCCGCUGUGAUGGCGGCAAAGAUCCGAAAGGCCAGCAGGAUUAUCGCCAUCGACCUGCAGCCAGAGCGACUAAAAUCAGCCAAAGAACUAGGUGCCACGGAUGGAGUGCUUGGCCCUGAUCAGGAGUACAUCAUCAAGGCGGUAAAGGACAUCUGUCCCCCUCUUGGUGUCGACUUUGCAGUUGACUGCACUGGCGUCCCUUCCAUCGUCGAAACUAUGGUCGCCUCGUUGGGCAUGAGGGGCAGAGCCGCUACAGUUGGCGCACCUGGAGGCAACGCGCAUGCUAAGAUAGACAUCAUGAGUCAUCUCACGUACGGCAAAGAGUACGUGGGUUGCUCUGAGGGUGACAGUAAUCCUGGGGUUCUGAUCCCUGAGCUCAUCGAGAUGCAUGCCAAGGGUCUUCUACCACUGGAGAAGAUGAUAGCGUACUAUGAUAUCAAGGACUUCGAGAAAGCCAUGGCCGAUAUGAAGAGUGGCAAAGUCAUUAAGCCAGUCUUGAAAUGGACUGGAUAG